AUGGACAGAUCAGACCCCAACUUCAAGUCGCUGUCAGUAAAAUGCCGAGAAGAUGUCGAGAAAGACCACGAAGAGUUCGCCAGUUCUCGCUUUCUGAGCGCCGCGAAUCAAGGUAGAAACCUGAAAAGGGUGGCAAGGGACAUUCAAGAAUACAAGUCCUUCAUCCCCUGCCUCAAAUUCCCGACGACCGGCGAAAGAAUCACUUCAAGGACAAAGAUGGAGCAGGAGAUCCAGCAGGUCUACCGGAAACAAUUCAGUAGUCAGCGGCCCCCUCCCGUACUCACAGUAUCCAUCACAACAGAAACACCACCACCGUUUCUCCUCGAAGAAGUCCGUGCUGCUAUCCACUCAUUUCCGAGCGGGAAAGCAGUGGGCGAUGACAAAAUCACGGCAGACCUUCUCAAAAGUUGUCACGAUAAUGUUAUCUCCCUCAUAACGGUCAGAUUCUAAGAAUAUCUCAGAAGCGGAAGAGUCCCAAAACAAUGGAAAACAUCUAACACCACCCUGAUCUUCAAAAAAGGAGACAGGGAAAAUUUGGAGAACUAUAAGCCGAUCUGCCUCCUCCCCGUCCUAUAUAAAGCAUUCUCCAAAUGUGUGCUCAAUAGGAUUCGGAGGACGCUAGAAGAAGCCCAACCAGUCGAGCAAGCUGGAUUCCGUCGCUCCUUCUCUAUUUCAGGGGCACCGAACAGAAAUGGCGCUCUGUUGAGAAACUCUUUUUGCAGUGCAAAUUGAGCGACCUCGGGGCCGAGUUUGAAAAGUUAGGCCGCAUUUUCAGUGGAAAAUUACUUCGCGGCCUAGAAAUUCGGCCAGAUUGCGAACAGCGCGCCCUUUCUGUCCGGUGCCCCUAUAAUACGAUCGACCACAUCCACUCAGUCCAGCGACUACUCGAGGCUGGUCGCGAGUACCAGAUCCCACUCACACUUGUCUUCAUAGACUUCCACAAGGCAUUCGACAGUGUUGAGCCAGGAGCUAUCUGGGAAAGUCUCCGAAGGCAAGGGAUAGAUUCGGCCUACAUCAACCUACUCAAAGAGUACGGUCCUAUACCAACUGCAACACAACAUUCACACCCUUCCACCGACCUGUGACGGUCCCAAUCACGAGAGGAGUGCGGCAAGGCGAUCCUAUCUCGCCAAACUUGUUCUCGGUCUGCCUAGAACUAGUCUUCAGCCAAAUGUCCUGGAACCAUCUGAAAGGACACGACGAGGACCACGCGACAAACCCUGGAAUCAGAAUCAACGGCAGAAAUCUAACGCAUCUAAGAUUUGCAGAUGAUAUUGUCCUAGCGGCAAAUCAUCCAAAUACUGCCAGCGAGAUGAUCCAGGAACUAGUGGAAAGGUGUGCAAAAGUAGGUCUCCAAAUCAAUACUAACAAAACCAAAGUGUUGCGAAACACAUUUGCCACCGACCAUCCGGUCUGCAUCAAAAGUGGCGCAACCACCACCACCGCCAUCGAGGAUGUCAACGAGUACAUCUACUUAGGUAGACUACUCAACGCACGGAACGAAUUGGAGCCGGAGCUCCAUAGAAGACGACGAGCAGCAUGGGCGGCAUUCAACGGAAUCAAGAACACCACGGAUGCCCUCACCUGCCCCAAAAUCCGUGCCAGACUCUUCGACUCGAUCGUCCGCCCGGCGCUCGCAUACGGCUCAGAAACCUGGACCUUUACGAAGGCACUGGAUGAAAGAGUGCGAGUAAUCCACGCGUCAUUGGAAAGGAGACUCGUCGGACUGUCGCUCUCCCAGCAAAGAGAGAGAGAAAUCUCCAUCGAGAAGACAUCCGACGCCUAUCCGGCGUCCGAGACCCUCUACUCCACGUCAAAAAGAGGAAGUUAGGCUGGGCCGGACACGUGGCACGAAGGACGGACAACCGGUGGACCACUCUGACGCAAGAAUGGAUCCCAAGAGACACAAAGCGACCGGUCGGCAGACCGCCCAUGAGAUGGAUCGACGCCCUCAAUAAAGAAGUCACCAUCCGACAAGGAAACCGAGUGGUACCAUGGAGCACCAUUGCCAAAGAUCGGAAUGCGUGGUAUGCUGUGAUCCGCGCCCACACAAUGUGAGCGAGGAACAGAUCGACUAAGUAAUUAAGUAAGUAAGUAAACAAUAAAUAUUUGUCAUUUUUGUAAAUCAGAGCAGAUGAAGGUGUCAUCAACAACCAGGAGAUUGGUUUUGGUUUAAUUCCACUUCAAGGUUUGAAGCUUUCCAGAAUCUUCAAGUUCCGCCAAGUGUAUUCCCAUUUGUAUUAUCCGUGAAUCCGUGAUCGCAGCUGAACAAACUCUCGUUGAAUUCGAAUCAGUGACAUCAGAACGAACAUCUGAACAGACACGCGACAAGUGUUAUUACCAGUCUACUUCUCGAUUUCUACACAAACACAAAAGGGGGUAACCUCAAAUAGAAAAUGUCAGAACCGAACUGUAUUUGCCGAAAAGCCUUGGGGGUGUGGGGAGGAGCAGUUAGGGGAAAAAGUUGCUUAAAUACCAGUUGAGUUGGCACCUUUUACGUUUGUGCCGGGCUUCAGAUAGGUUAUUCUUGUCUACGAUGCGUCUCGAUUUAGGUAUCGCAACUUGUAUUCUUGCCGCUUUGGUAAGCCUCGAAUUUUCAGUCUACUGUCUUUCCAGCAGAGUUUCAUUGUUUUAUCCUCAAAAGCUCUACGAUCAGCUGCCAUUCCAGCCAUAGAAUCUCUUUUUCAGACAGUGUCUGAAGGCGGAAGCCCGUACUACCGAACACAUUCGAACUACGGAUCGGCAGGCAGGGUUCGUCAUUCUCCAAACGAACCGAUCUAAUCCUCAAAAUUCCUUCUCCCAUUGUGUCAAUUUCAAAAUAACAAAAAAGUGGAAGUGACUCAUGAAAACAGUUUACAGAGAAAAGUGAGGCAAGUGCAAAGAGAUCUUUCGUAUCGAUGGCCAAACAAUACGGUGCCGUACUUCGUGGGCAAUGUGACAAGUAAGACGGUUUCCCGUCGAGUCGGCAGUGCUGAUCAGUGCUCUUUUUGCAGGCAACACCAAGAAAUCGGUGAGGAUGGCGAUCCAAGAGCUCACCGCGCGGACUUGCAUCCGAUUUAAGAGUGUUAACGAUGGAUACUCAGGUGGGUUCACAAUGUCAAUUUCUGCGAUCAAAUUGUACUCGAAUAGGCAAUCACAAGAAUCAAACGGAUCAUUGAGCGGUUUCUAAUCUAAAUAUACACUUUGUGUUUCCCGAAGAAGUCUGUCCGGCCAAACUUUGUUCCGCCGGUCGCUGUCCCUUUCUCUUUCUGAAACAGCUCGUGCUUUCAUCGCCGCCAUUCAUGUGAAACCGUGACAGCGGCAGAAAACUGUCCUAUCAGACACUUCCGAGAUCGUGAUUUCUCACAAUGUAAUGACGUUUUGAGAACAUUCUCUUUUGAAAAGACACCAUUGAACACUGGUGACGUCACAGAUCCUUGUGCUUUCUUUCACAGCUUCUUCUUUCCUCUCCUUCCACAAAAUGAAUCAUUUCGAAGUGUCACAAAAGAAGAAGCAAUUACAAUGAUUUUCAGCCGGCGACUCGGUGCGGAUCGCCGACAUGGGAUUGUGUUUUUCGGACGUCGGACGUCAACAAAUUGGCGUGCAAGACGUGUCACUGUCCGAAGACUGUUGGGGGGUCGGUGCGAAGUGCGAGGAGACCAUUGAACAUAUUUCCGUUUUCAGAUAGGCACGGCGAUCCACGAACUGAUGCAUGCACUCGGAAUAGAGCACACUCAAUCGAGAAGUGACAGAAAUAGUUAUGUGGAUAUUCUGGCGCAGAACAUUGAUGUGGGUCUUUGUGGAAGGGACGGAAGGGACGUGAAUCGUCUGAUUUCAGCAACAAGAACUUAUAAACUUCGCGUUGCUCUCUUCCCGUCUCUGGGCUAACCUCGUUCCAUACGAUUACGGCAGUGUCAUGCACUAUUCGACCGAUUCGUUUUCGAACAAAGACGAUGAGCAGACGAUCCUCCCGACAGAUCGGAAUUUCAUUGAAACGAUGGGAAGCCUGAUCCCGAAUUUCUACGAUUUCGACCAGAUCAACGAAUACUACCAGUGCUAUGAUUCGUGCAAAAACGCGGGUCAAGUUGCCAACUGUGCAAACGGAGGCAUUCCGAAUCCGAACAAUUGCCUGGUUUGCAACUGUCCAAUGGGAUACGGAGGAGACUUUUGUGACCAAAGAGUGAGUGAAUAAAAGGAUAAAUGAAAGAAAAGACCUCUGUUGUUUUGUAGCCAGAAGGGUGCGGAACGACACUUGUAGCCACGAGUAGGUGGCAGAAGCAGAAACUGACUGUGAAGUUCGACAAGAAAGACGAUGAGUACUUCACUUUCUGUAACUCUUGGAUUGUGGUGAGCAAAGCGUGGCACAUUGAAAUGAGCGAAUGUUUACAGGGUCCAACCAACAAAACGUUACAAGUGAUCUACGAGAUUACUUCUGAAUCCACACGCCGUGAAAUUUGCUCUUUCGGGUGCUACGAGGGAGGAAUCGAAGUGAAACAUCUGGAAGAUCCGAGGAUUACGAAUGACCGGGAUUGCUGCCUGGAUUCUCCGUUGAAUGUGACCACGACAGUCAACCCACUUCCAGUCAUUCUGUACACUGCCGCGACGACAGUCACUUACGAGUUCACCUUCCGAUAUCUCUAA
Caenorhabditis sp. 36 PRJEB53466 is the source of this 4620-nucleotide messenger RNA. Lineage: Eukaryota; Metazoa; Nematoda; Chromadorea; Rhabditida; Rhabditidae. The record is from the annotation of a GenBank genome assembly.